GGAGAUAUGGUUGGGUUGGUGGUUUUCAAUGCCUAUCGACCUUGAGCACUAGAUUGACCUUAAAAUGAAAGAGUGAACUAGAACUAUACUAAAAAAAUAGAAUGCCGAGACUCGUAUGGUCAUCCCAUGCGAGUCUCCGCAACACUAGUUAGGCCAAUGUCUAAUGUGAAGGCACUGGUCCGCUAGUUUGGUCACCGUAGUCAGGGACUUGAAAUUGUGGGAUAAAACAGAGGGUUCUAUUCCUUGGAACAGACCGGUGACUGAGGGUGGUAUAUAUAGGAGGAAUACACAGAAACAAACGGCACAAACAUACAAAACCAGAGUGAAGUGUUCACCGGUGUCCGUGCAAUAUGUCGACACCAACGAACGCGUAAUAAUUGGAAAGCUUAUAGAAAUAGAAAUUACAAAAGAGGAUAAGGAUUCAGAAAAGCCAAUCACCAGUUCACCACCAAUUAAAGCUUUUAAAAAGAAGUGAUGAUAAAUCUGAAACCCGAACGAGUCGUCUGGUGGGGAAGAGCACUUGUCACCUCCAACACACUGGAAACCCCUAGUAAUAAAAUCCCCAUGUGGCGCCGUGGUAACGCCCACUAGAAAGAACGUACCCAUGAGAAGCCAGAACCCCGUACAAGAUAACAUGACUCACCCUCCUCCACUGUUUUAAAUUCUUCGAGUUCGAUCCCCACAAGUGCCUGGAUAAAAGGGUCUCUUUAAGUCUUGAGAGCUAGAUCAAGUAUUUCAAGUCUGGUCUUGUGGUGAACAAAAAUCAGAGUAAGUAAGAAAGAUGAUACUGGUGGCGAUUGUGGCGGAGAUGAUGGAGGAGUACACGGCGCUGCUGGCCAGGAUUCUUGAGCACAUGUUUCAUGCUGCACCUUUUCCCUGGAGGGUUCGGUUUCUCAUUCUCAGAAACCUUCCUUUUGUGUCCACGUAUCCUCUUCCACUUCCUCCUCCUCCUCCUCCUUUGCUUGGAGCUACUGCUGCUGCUUAAGGAAACUUGAAGAACAGGGGCUUGCUGACAUUCUUUGUAGUAGGAUGUAAGGGUUCUUGGGUCAAAUUAGUUCUCUUUGUCAGAAUUUAUUAGGGGGGAGUUUUGGAUUUCAUGUACAUAUUUUGAGCUUGUAAUUUCUUUGCAUGGAAAUCUAGCAUAUUUUGAUUGCUCCUGAGCAACGCAUGAUGAUCUAUCUGUGUAUUGUAACAAAUUAAAGAUUCCAACUUGGCAUAACUAUAAAUUGUAGAUAU
Argentina anserina (silverweed cinquefoil) is the source of this 1236-nucleotide messenger RNA. RefSeq lists its product as uncharacterized. The record is from RefSeq and is a predicted model, not a curated record. The transcript has a single exon. NCBI's taxonomy places the organism in Eukaryota, Viridiplantae, Streptophyta, Magnoliopsida, Rosales, Rosaceae. The coding region runs from base 782 to 985 and encodes 67 amino acids.